Molecule: messenger RNA, 1918 nt
Organism: Magallana angulata
Lineage: Eukaryota; Metazoa; Mollusca; Bivalvia; Ostreida; Ostreidae
Exons: 2
Coding region: 563-1768 (401 amino acids)
Biological process (GO): proteasome-mediated ubiquitin-dependent protein catabolic process; protein polyubiquitination
Molecular function (GO): protein binding; ubiquitin protein ligase activity
Source: RefSeq, a predicted model, not a curated record
CUAUUUAUCUUGAAGCUGUCAGGUGAUCACAUUCCAUUUACAACCAUGUUUGACAGGUAGUAAGAAGAAAAAAUAGUUUUAUUUAAGUCUUAUAAGCACGAACAAUGGAUCCUCAUUCUAGUGCCCAGGAUUUGCAUCGAUGUGACCUUUGUGAGACUGCCAUUGUACAUAGCUACUGUGACUUUGUCAUGUCAACCUCUGUAAGCCUUGUAUACUAGAUCACAUCUUGGAUGAAUAUGACAAACAUAAAAUUGUACCAUUCAAACAACGAAGGUCAACACUCAUUUAUCCGAAAUGUGAAGCACAUUAACAGGAAACAUGCAAAUAUCAAUGCAAAGAUUGUAAGAACACAUAUGUUUGUUCCUCUUGUAUUGCAUCUGAACAACACAGGGGCCAUAUAUUUGAAGAAAUUACAAAUAUUUACAAGAUAAAGAAAGAGUCUAUUGAAAAGGAUAGAGAGAAGUUAGAAAAUCUAAUUACUCCUCAGUACAAAGAAAUUGCUCUCGACUUGGAAAAUCAGCUUGCUAACCUGGAUGGAGGAUAUGAGAAACUGACAAAGGAAAUGUCUAGGUUGAAGGACGAAUGGCAUAGAGAAAUCGACAUCGUUAUUAACAAAAUGAAAACUGAAAUCGAUGAGAUAAAGACUAAACACGAAGACAUUUUGAAAAAACAUUUGGAUGAAGUAUUACAGACACAGUCUUUCAUCAAGCAAACGUUAGUGGCUUUAAGGGAAAUGGAGAAAUCCACUGAAAUAUCCCCAACCAUUGAAUACCGCUCAAAUGUCGAAAUGUUGAGCAAACAUCUAGACAAGAUUUGCAUUACUAUGCCAACAUUCAUUCCAAAACCAAUCGACAGAACCAAGUUAUUUAGUAUGUUUGGAGUGAUUACUCCUUUAUCUACUACCAAAGAGGAGAACGUCUUGUCACUAAACCAGUCAAUCGCUUCAAUCAGAGAACUACUGGAUGAACCGGAGCUUGUUGCCACAAUACAGACUGGGUAUGGGUAUCUACGCAGUGUAACCUGUCUAAAUGAAAACAGUAUAUGGACGAGUAGAGAGACCAGUGAUAUCAAAUGCUUCGACGUUGAGGGUACACUACUCAAAACAAUCAAAACAAGAUCUGGAGAAUGGCUAAGGGAUAUAGCUGUAGAUAGUAAUGGGGAUUUACUGUAUUGUGACUGGGGAAAUAGGACAGUGUGUAGAGUAAAGAAUGGACGUAUAGAAGAGUUGAUCAUAUUACAGGGAUGGAGGCCAAGUAAAUUGUGUAUUUCCAAUUUUGGUGAUAUCCUUGUUUCCAUGACCAGUAUUAAUGAAACUCAAUCCAAAGUUAUCUGUUACUCAUUUGCUACAGAGAAACAAACAAUUCAAUAUGAUGACAAAGGUAAACCUCUGUAUUCAGGGAAUAGUUAUCCUAAAUACAUCACUGAAAACAGAAACCAUGACAUCUGUGUAGCUGAUAGUGAGGCUAGAGCAGUAGUUGUUGUGAAUCAGGUCGGUAAACUCCAAUUUCGUUAUGUUGGUCAUCCCUCUUUUACCAAGAAAAAUCCAUUUUUACCCCGUGGUAUCACAACAGACAGUCAAAGUCGUAUUCUGACAACGGAUUCCGACAACCAUUGUAUCCACAUUCUGGAUAAGAAAGGACAGUUUCUCCGAUACAUUGAUAACUGUGAUCUGAAUUAUCCUUUUGGUUUAUGUGUAGACAAAAAUGACAAUCUGUUUGUUUGUGAGCAUUUCAAGGGAAAUGUACAGAAAAUCAAAUAUUCAAUAUAGACAAUAAAUUGUAACGAUGUUUUAAAACAAAACACUUAUGUUUUUCCUCUAUACAUUGAUUUUUCUCAAAUCUCAAAUUUUGGUUCAUUGUCCUUUGUCAUUGGAUAGUAUUCGAUUAUUUUUUUUUUGUUUCUACUAUUGUUUUUUUUU